Messenger RNA from Exophiala mesophila, 3303 nucleotides. RefSeq lists its product as uncharacterized. The transcript is spliced from 5 exons. Gene Ontology annotation, cellular component: protein phosphatase type 2A complex. The record is from RefSeq and is a predicted model, not a curated record. NCBI's taxonomy places the organism in Eukaryota, Fungi, Ascomycota, Eurotiomycetes, Chaetothyriales, Herpotrichiellaceae. Gene Ontology annotation, biological process: signal transduction. Bases 607 to 2625 code for a protein of 672 amino acids. Gene Ontology annotation, molecular function: protein phosphatase regulator activity.
CUCAGUACCUGACCUACUGGCAAUAACUUGUCACACUUGUUCUGCUACAUUACUGCACCACAAUCCAUGAUCCACCGACACCGACACCGACACAGACACCAGAUUUCAUCAUCCAACUCCCUGCUACUCCGUACCAACAUUACACUACUUCGCUCAACAUCAGCUCAACCUCAACUUUGAACUUGAUUGAAAUUCCACCCUUGCUCCCUCUGCUCUCUCCGAAUGUCAUAGCCUGUGAUUACACCGUCAUCUCUCAUCCACUACAGCCAUCUCAAUCCCAGCCUCGAUCCAUUGCACCAAUCUAGCCUCGAAACCUCCAUCCCAAUCCUCUCACCACACCCUCUGCCCACCGAGCGCUUCCUGCCACUCAACCACACCACGUCUAUUUGACCAUGUCGGAUUAAUUACACCCUCGCUACCUUCUGCAUCACGUCCUCGGUCUUGACCCCAAGCCCCCCGAAUCCACCUCCUCUAUUGCUUCUCAGACUCGUCCUGUCGACGCGGAUGUGAUAGUCAAUCCACCCGCCUCGGUCCUUGUCAAUCACAACACCUCUGCAUCCAUCCGCUUGCAACAUUGAUGAUAGCUUCCUCUUCAUCACCCGCAACAUGAAAGGUUUCAGAGCACGAGUGCAUGAACAGCUCGCUCGAGCCAAGGAUUCCAAAAAUUCUUCAAAGAAGAAAGAUUCCAAUUCUGGCACAGCCUCUCCUCUCUCAUCCUCUACAACCUUGGCCGGAGCCGAUUCCCGCUCCCCAAGCAACUCCAAUGCCGCCACACCUACCUCCUCUACGACCGCUCUCAACGACAUUCGAGGCAAAAAUACCCCCAAUGAUACUGGCUCCGUGGGGCCCCAACAUGGCGGUUCGUCCAGUACCGUCGCACAGCAUUUCAUGCAGCAAGGCUCGAGUCAUGGCCCCACGUCAACCACCACACCUGGGAGACCUGGAGGGCAUAUGAACCCAAGUGUCAUCAUCAGCCCAAGCGCGCCUCAUGUCCCUGGACCUGGUGCUACCGAAACCAUGCCUGGUGAUCUCGCUCCUCCCAAGGCAGGGCAGAAAUCCCUUUUGUUCGAUCGACUGCAAGCCACACCGAAAGAUGUCCCGGAGGGACUUCGCACUCCCAAAAGACAGCAUUCCUCACGCUUUGAUAUUUCAGAUCAGCGAUCACGCGAGUUGGAAAAGCUGUCCGGUUUCCAUGAAGUACCGCCCAAUCGAAGACAAGAGCUUUUCAUGCAAAAGAUCGACCAGUGCAACAUCAUCUUUGACUUCAACGACCAGACUGCGGACAUGAAGUCAAAGGAGAUCAAACGCUUGGCCCUGCACGAAUUGCUCGACUACGUUGCUAAUAACAGAUCCGUCAUCACGGAGCCCAUGUAUCCCAAAGUGGUCGAGAUGUUCAGCAAGAACCUCUUUCGGCCUGUGCCUCCCCCGGUUAACCCCCAGGGAGAGGCUUUCGAUCCCGAGGAAGACGAACCUGUGCUCGAAGUUGCCUGGCCUCAUAUCCAAGUGGUGUAUGAAUUCUUCCUUCGGUUCAUCGAGAGCCAAGAUUUCAACACCAACAUCGCCAAGACCUACAUCGACCACCAUUUCGUCCUGCAGCUGCUUGAGCUGUUUGAUUCCGAAGAUCCGAGGGAAAGAGACUUUCUUAAGACUACCCUUCACCGUAUCUAUGGCAAAUUCCUGAACCUACGCUCCUACAUCCGUCGAUCCAUCAACAACGUCUUCUUCCAGUUCGUCUACGAGACCGAGAGAUUCAACGGCAUCGCUGAACUGUUGGAAAUUUUGGGGUCCAUUAUCAAUGGUUUCGCACUCCCUCUCAAGGAAGAGCAUAAGCUGUUCUUGACCCGUGUCCUCCUUCCCCUUCACAAAGCAAAAAGUUUGAGCAUGUAUCACCCGCAGCUCGCAUAUUGUAUCGUUCAGUUCCUGGAGAAAGAUGCCGCCUUGACCGAGGAGGUUGUCCUCGGCCUGCUCCGAUAUUGGCCCAAAACAAACAGUACCAAAGAGGUCAUGUUUCUGAAUGAAGUGGAAGACAUCUUCGAGGUCAUGGACCCUCAAGAGUUUGCCAAAGUACAGGAGCCGCUGUUUAACCAGCUCGCCAAAUCCGUGGCCAGUCCCCAUUUUCAGGUCUCUCCCGCCCAACCUCCAAGUCCGACAGUCCAUACUGACGCGAGCCAGGUCGCUGAAAGAGCAUUAUAUUUCUGGAACAACGAGUAUUUCUGCAACCUCGUCAGUGACAACGUGGAGACCAUCUUGCCCAUCAUGUUUGCUCCUCUCUAUGAAAACUCAAAGGGCCAUUGGAACAGGACUAUCCAUGGUAUGGUGUACAACGCAAUGAAGCUGUUUAUGGAGAUCAACCCUCAAUUAUUUGACGAAUGCUCCCACGAUUAUAACGAGUUGCAAAAUACCGCUGCCCAACGAGAAAAAGCGCGACAGGCCAAAUGGGACAAAUUGGCAGAGACAGCAAAGAAGGUCAAGGCUGGAGCCGCUCCGAGCAGCAAACCCGCCUCGAUCCGGGAAGAGGCUGAGCCGGACGCGACACAAGACAAUCAGGCAAGGCUAGAUGCGCUCAAGCUACACGAUGAAGCAUCCACGACGAAGACGAAUUCGGUAAGCAUGUUCAGCACAUGAGGCGAAGCAGUUAGAAUAAGUCCCCGUCCUCCUGAUCUCUCCAUCCAUCGGUUGGCUAAGACAUUUCUUAUCAUUAUAGUGACGUGAGGAUGAUCUUUUUCUGACAUGGCUUUCGAUUCUCCAGAGACGGCGUGCGGACUCGCAAGGACAGACCCGGCCUCGCCGGUCCAACAGCAGCUCUGACGGCAGAACCAGGAGGUCCCGAGCCCAUUCAGGAUCAAGUUCUGGCGAACAUCGGGUGGUGAUGCCACACACCCUGCGACACGGCAAUUCUACAGCUCAUAGUGGAUGAUGACACUGUCGGGUCGAUAUCGGAACCUCUGCAACCUCGGCAAUGCCGGUACUGAAGCGAGCGUACGGACUUGGCCUCUGGCAGGCGACGACCUUUGAUGAUUUAGUGUGUGCUGGACCAAAUUGUGGCCAGUAUGGAUCCAGACGGAAGCGACAGGGUACAAAAGAAGCCACAUUGGCCCAUUUGGGGGAUAUUGGUUGACAUUAGAUCACGAGGAGGGCUAGACAGUCUGCCUCUGUAUGAAGACACGAGCGGUGCAGCUGGCACAGCAGCAUGAUUUAAUUUCUGAUUUCAUCAUAUCGUUGACCCGCGGAUGUUGUAGUGAUCAGAGAUAACUGCAGUUGCUUGACGAAAUGAACCAGUCCGUGAGUACCUCCUACCUCGAC